AUGGAAGAUACCAUCCACUCGGGAUUGAUUGUACAAGGACUGGUUGACGUGGGGACUACGAUCGUGCCAGCUGCGUUCCAUGUCCAGAUGGUCGGAGCCUUGCAAGGGAAUAGUGCCGACGCAGCCUACUUCCUUAUAGCGGAUCGCACACACGAGACAGAUUUGGCCGGCCAUGGGUGCACCACAGAUGAUAGGUUUGUUCAAGCGGAGUUUCUUGACGAGAGCCGCGAUGCAACCGAUGUAGGAGUCUUCGGUGUUGGUGUGGCUGCCAGGAUGAUAACCUUCGUAGGGGGAGGAACGUUUGUGGGCCUGGAGUACAUAGUAGAUGGUCAACAACAACAACAACAACAACAACAACAUCCAGAAUGCACAGCAGGUGCAGAACUCGACUCGAACCGCGCCGUUAUGCUAAGCUACCUCUAUCGAAAGCAGUCAUGCGACACUUCUUUCUCAUGCGCCCAUUAUUCACCACGCUAUGGUAUUGUCGCCAUCGGAGCCAGCAGUGUAAAAGAACUCGAGCACUCUUCGCCAGAUACAAUCUCGGCAGAACUCAGUUGCAUAAUCGCGGCCCUACAACGGAUAACUGGGAAUUCUGCCAAGUCGUUAAUCGGCUCUGUCAGCGGUGGAACAGUUCAAGACAGGUUCUUCAAACUCGACUACGAACGGGGCCCUUUCGUAUCUAUCCGCGACUUCAUCGACUGGAUCUUUGUAGCAGCCACUCGCCAACAGUCCACGACAAAUGUGACGGGGGUCGAAGGAGUAUAUCGCGAUUUAUUGCCCGACCACGGGAACGUCUUCUUCACACACGGCGACCUUACCUUGGGCAAGAUUAUCCUUUCGACGACGAUACCCGGUUCGCCAACUAAAAUCGUAGGCAUUAUUGAUUGGGAGCAAGCCGGUUGGUAUCCAGAGUACUGGGAGUACUGCAAGUUGCUGGAGGACGGAGGGUUGGGCUAA
This is a messenger RNA of Sphaerulina musiva SO2202, 957 nucleotides long. RefSeq lists its product as uncharacterized. The transcript is spliced from 6 exons. The record is from RefSeq and is a predicted model, not a curated record. NCBI's taxonomy places the organism in Eukaryota, Fungi, Ascomycota, Dothideomycetes, Mycosphaerellales, Mycosphaerellaceae. Bases 1 to 957 code for a protein of 318 amino acids.